Messenger RNA from Pantherophis guttatus, 1069 nucleotides. RefSeq names its product proto-oncogene Mas-like. Gene Ontology annotation, cellular component: plasma membrane. Gene Ontology annotation, molecular function: G protein-coupled receptor activity. Lineage: Eukaryota; Metazoa; Chordata; Lepidosauria; Squamata; Colubridae. Gene Ontology annotation, biological process: G protein-coupled receptor signaling pathway. The record is from RefSeq and is a predicted model, not a curated record.
AUGGGAAGUUGGGCAUUCAGGUAUAGCGAUCACAACGAGACUGAGGACAUCUACUCCAAGAGCAGCGUUCAUGAGCCUGAAUAUCAGAAAAUAGUCAUCUAUUCUUUAAUCAUUUUAAUCUGUAUUCCAGGAAUUAUUGGAAAUGGCAUUGUCAUCCGACUUUUGAGAUGCACAAUUAGGAGAAAUUCUUUCACUGUUUACAUCCUCAAUUUAGCCAUAGCUGACAGUGGGACCCUCAUAUUCCUAUUUCUGACAGAAAUUCUGUACCUGGCUAAGAGAUUAUUCCCCCUAAUAAUAACAGAAUGUUUCAUAUGCACUUAUUGCACUGGUCAAAUUCUUUUGACAAUCAUCAGCAUCGACCGGUGUUUGGCUCUCUUCUUCCCAAUUUGGUAUCGAUGCCAUCAGCCUCCUUACUUGUCCCUCAUACUUUGUGCCUUCUCAUGGCUAGUCUCUUUGCUCCUCUGUACAAUUCAUUUUGCUCUGUUUGAUGCAAGACUGACUAAAAUCUUCCCUUCGUUCUAUCACAUUCUCAUAUGUACCUCUAUUUGCAUCCCACUCAUGGUGGUCUCCAGCCUAGCCCUCUUCAUCAAAGGCUACCUUAAGUCACACAUGCAGAAGCGAGGAAGGCUUCUCAAAGUCAUUUUGCUGGCCCUGUUUUUCUUCCUCAUCUUUUCUAUUCCGCCAAGUGCCAUUUAUCUCAAUGAGACUCUUUUCAAGCACAGGUAUGGCAAUUUAAUCACAUAUGGCUACCUAUGUGCCUGUCUAAACAGCAGUGUUAACCCGCUGAUCUAUUUUCUACUGGGGAGAAAGAUGGAACAUCCUUCUAGAUGCAACCUAAACAUUAUCCUCCAGAGAGUUUUCAAGGAGGAAGAAGAAGAGAAUGGAAACCAGCUAGAGGUCCAGGUUGAUAACCAGUGAUGAUGUACUCACGAGAGUGAUAAAAAAAUAUAUAUCAUAUUUCUAUACCGCCUUGCCAGGAACAUGAUAAUUAAUUCAGAGAAACCUCCUCUGGCAAAUCCAGUAUUGCCAAAAAUGUAAUGCCAAGGAGAUUAGGAAAUGAGUCUGUCAU